Messenger RNA from Glycine soja, 636 nucleotides. RefSeq names its product transcription factor VIP1-like. The record is from RefSeq and is a predicted model, not a curated record. The transcript has 4 exons. The coding region runs from base 145 to 399 and encodes 84 amino acids. NCBI's taxonomy places the organism in Eukaryota, Viridiplantae, Streptophyta, Magnoliopsida, Fabales, Fabaceae.
UCACUUGAAAAAGAUAAGGAAAGAAGGAAGAAGGAGAAAGGAGUAGAAGGAAGAAAUAUCAAGGGAGACCCACACCCACCCACACUCUUGACAUUAUUGAGAUUCUUGCUAAUAGGCAAUCUUCUGUACGUCCCAUUAAAGGAGAUGAAGAUUCGUUACAUAAUUCUGUGGAAGAGGGUGCAGAAGCUUAAGAUUAAAUAUGCUAACCUCACAGCAAAUAUUGCCAGGCUUCGGAGAGAAUGUAUGGAUUCAGAUGAAAGGAUUAAGGGGCUGAGAAAGAUCGUAGAGGCUCUGAGGAAAGAAGCACAGUUUAAAGACGAGGUCAGUAAGGCGCAACGGGAAGAAUUAAAGCGCCUUAGGGCAAGAAAUGGUCGUUAUGGUAGACGUUCCUCCCUUUGAGCAACCUUUCAAUGGACAAAAUUGCUCCAACUUGAUGAACAUCAAUUAGCAGAAGUAGCUCAUAAUAGCAGUAGUAAUUUAAUUAUGAGUUUGUGUGUGGUGAGACUUGUGAAGGGUACAUUAUUAUGCAUUUUAGUGAUGUUUAUUUUCUCUAAUUCUGGAUUGGAAGCACAACCUUUGAAAUUUAUGUUUUAUAGCUUUUUGGAUGAAUGAAAGUAACAUUUCUUUUGAAGAUAA